AUGGGAGUGACAUAAACAUGUAUGAAAGAAAAGAACUCUACUCCCCAAAUUGAGUAUAGUGUUCCAAUGAUAUUUAAAAGAAAGCCAUAAGGCAAAAAACCUCGUAAAUAGAAUAUAUUAAUCCCUCCUUUAUCAUAGUUGGGAGAAAAUGAAGAAUCAUUAGAAUAACUCGAGCUGACUUUAUAAGAAACAAACAUCAAUUUUAGCAUUCACAAAACUGCAACUUUUAAUAGCAGUAGUGCUAAUCGUUAAUCCAUAAAGAUUAAUCCAAGCCUGAAUUUGUCUCUUAAUACAACAACUCCAAAUUCCGUAAUGUAAUAAAUGCUUCCUAAUUCAUCCUUUUAAGAGACCAAUUAAAACCAUCAAGAACCUAUCUAAUAGAAGCAACAAUAGCACAAGGAAUCACUAUUUAAGAUGCGAUCAGAAGCUAGGAAUGAUAGACGAGAUAAUUUUGCUAGAAGUUUGAGUAAUAAUUCGAGAGCCUAACGAGCUUAGAAUUUGAAUGAUGAAUCUUCUAUUUCAUAAAGAAAAGAUUCAGAGACCAAUACUAAAAAAAGUAUAUUGAAAAAUAAAUCACCAAUCCAAGCAAAUUAAUUAAAAAGAGGAAUAAGUCUUAAAUAGUAAUAACCGCCAUUAAAUUUCGAUGACACACAAUCAUAAAAAACAUCCAAAAGUUAAAAAAGAGUAAAAUUCGAUCCAAAAAUAUUCAGACCUAAGAACACUCAUUUUUUAUAAUGA
Molecule: messenger RNA, 738 nt
Organism: Paramecium octaurelia
Lineage: Eukaryota; Ciliophora; Oligohymenophorea; Peniculida; Parameciidae
Source: the annotation of a GenBank genome assembly